CACGUCAGAAAGCCAGCUUGCCUUUGACUUCCGUGUUCAAGAUGGCGACCGAGGUGACGAAAAAGUGGACUAUGCACCUAACUCAGUAACUUUUGCUCACUUUCUCCCCGUUAACAAGGUAUGGAAUAGUAUCCAAACGAUUAUCUAAAGAUGAGUGACUCAGAGGAAGAGCACAAAUGUGUCUCGGAAGACGAAACUGACGAGGAAGACGAAGAAGAAGACGUUUACGUGGUCGAUGCCGAAGAAGAGGUUGCAGAGAUCGCUGGCGAAACUGCCCUGAGUUGUCCCGUGUUACAUCAUGAUGUCCAGGUACAACAUGAUGAUGACACUGUGGACAGUGCUCUAGGUGCCAGCUCAACAACCAAAGAGUCAAAACAAGAAUCUUAUAAGACCACAACAGCCACAGAGAUGGACAUCCCCGCGGCCACGUGCUGGGUGUGUUUCGCUACGGUGGAGGAUGAACCGACCGCCAAGUGGCUGAGGCCGUGUCACUGCCGCGGGACAAGCAAGUGGGUCCACGAGGCGUGUCUCCAGCGCUGGAUCGACGAGAAACAGAAGGGGAACAGCACGACGAAAGUCAGGUGUCCGCAGUGCGAGGCUGAGUACAUCAUAGUAUUUCCCAGCUGCAGCCCAUUGGUCAAGAUCCUGGAGGGCGUGGACAGCUGGCUGUUAUCUAUCAGUCCGUACUGCGCCGGUAUCGGCUUCUGUAUCUCCGUGUACUGGUGCUCCUGGACGUUCGGAUUCCUGACCGUGGUACAGGUCAUGGGACUACAGGAGGGAACGCAGACCAUCGACAAGGCGGACCCUCUGGUGGCCAUGAUCAUGCUCCCCACCAUCCCGUACAUGCUCAUCCUCGCGCGUAUGAUCCCAUGGGACCAGUACCUCCUCCGGGUGUGGCGUCGCCAUGGCAACAAGCUGCCGUUCAUUAAGCACGCCCCCGCGGCGUACGCCCGGGAGCCUGCGGAGGGCGGCGACGGGGCGGACACGGUGAAGUCGGGACUAAGGCUGUUUCUGGGAGCGAUGGCCCUCCCCACCAUGGCGACCAUCUGCGGGAAACUUUUCUUCCGCAGCGUGAGGCCGAACUGGCAGAGGGCGAUACUCGGGGGAAUCUUCUACAUCGCGGUGAAAGGCGUGGUGAAGAUCUACUACAAGCAGGGGCAGUACGAGAGGCAGGCCAAUAGGGUGAUACUGGACUUCCACCCGCGGGAAGAGGAGGGGGAGGUUCCACUAGUACAGGGGGUGGAGGAUGAAGUCUGAUAUGGUGUAAUGAAAUGGAACACCCCCAAACCUCAGUUUAAAAUUUCACCUGUGUACUGUAGGUAGAUAUCCUUCUGAAGCAACAAGUUGACAAUUUUUUAAGAAUUUCCAACACAAAUUUGCGACUGUCCAACUCUAGUCUCUGUCGUGGAAUAAGUAAUCCACUGCUUCUGUGAUGUCAAGUUAUGCGGAAGGAACAGUGACUCAGUGAGCAGUGGAUCAUAAAAUGACAUCACGAAAAGGGGUGGAUUGGUCAUUCCUUGACAAAGACUCAAGUUAGACAGUCAAAAAUUUGGAUAAGUCCAAUUUUUUGUGUUGGAAGGUACAUUAUAUAUUGCUAGUUUACCUUUAUCCCGGGGUAACCUAUAUCCGUUGUAUUAAAAAACGGGAUAUUUUAGGGAUAUCAAGUCGACGGAUGUUUGUUUUAAAUUGCAAUAUUUGAAAAGUAUUGCUGUAUGAAACCACCAUGUGUUGACUUGAUAUCCCUAAAUAUCCCGAUUUUAGAUACAACGGGUAUAGGUUAUGCCACAAAUAAAGGUGAACUAGCGUUAUACAGUUAAACUUUGCUUCAGAAGUCACAUGAUAUCGACUGAGAUUCAAGAAACUCUUAUAUCCAGAUCAGCAUUUUUUCUGAGGAUGAUGCUUCAGACGUAAUAGUUUGCAAACUUUGAAGUCCUGUGUCAGAAGCAUAUUGAAUUUGUAAAGUAUUACAUCUUAUUAUGUUUACCUAGUUCACAUUCUUUGCUCAGAGCUCUAGUCAUGAUUAACACGAUUGAUUGAUUAGCAGAUGUCUUUGAAUACCAAAAUAAUUAAGUCAGCAUUACUCAUUUAAUAAUACUGUGAACUCCAAAUUUUAGAUUCUAACCCAUAAAAAUAAAAGCUGGGCAAGAUAUAUGAAUAGCAGUGUCACCUUUGUAUACUUGAAGCAAAGAAGAAUCGUCAAGAUUUAGUUUAGGGCCACUUUUUUUUCUUUGUUGCCUUUCCAUUGAGAAGAAAAAAAAUCUUGAAGUUCAUGCAUAUGGGACACGGUCUGUCUAUCUGCGUUGUCAGGGCUGUUUAUUAAUAUUAUGCAAUUUUUAGACAUGAAGUGAGGGUGCAAAUAUUGAAACUUAAAUUGUAAACUGUAUAUUAAAUAUUGCUGUCUUUAAAAGGAAUAAACGUUGGCUCCUGGCUGCUUCUUUGAUUUUGAAA
Messenger RNA from Branchiostoma floridae (Florida lancelet), 2448 nucleotides. Its product is annotated as E3 ubiquitin-protein ligase MARCHF5-like. The record is from RefSeq and is a predicted model, not a curated record. The transcript has 3 exons. NCBI's taxonomy places the organism in Eukaryota, Metazoa, Chordata, Leptocardii, Amphioxiformes, Branchiostomatidae. Gene Ontology annotation, molecular function: zinc ion binding. The coding region runs from base 151 to 1257 and encodes 368 amino acids.